UAACGCGUUUGAUUCGUUGAUGAACGAAUAUAAGCUACACUGGUUACUAGAGUGUAUUCGGACUUUCAGACUGACUCGGAUAACUAUAGUUCGGUGUGAUAUAAAUAACGUAACCGUGGUAGGGCUCUGGCUCUGUUUGUAGCCUUAAUUAUAAUAAAAUCAUCGUACGUAUAACCUCUUGCAUCAUGCCAACUGAUUAUUUGAAUGUUGUUUGAAGGUUUCAACUUUCAUUAUUUUUGAAUGAACAUUAUAAUUUCUACCAGUAUAAGAUAUUUAGUAGAUUAUGAAAGAUGAUUCAAGUAUUAAGAAAACAAUUUUCAAGAAAUUGUAAAAGACACAGAAAUGUUAAUACAUGGUCAUCUCUAGCAACAGCAUUCAAUUCCAUUAGUAAAGAAAAAUAUGGUUUUGAUUUCUUAAAAAAGGAAACUGGACUAUUUGGAAUACCUGAGUUAAAGACAUCAGAAGGAUUUAAUAUUUUAAAAGACCAAGCAAUAUCUCAAACAGAUGCACUUAUAACAGAAUCUAUAAGUCAAAAUAGAAAACGAAAAAUGGUGGAAAUUUUUGAUGAUAUGUCUGAUACGUUAUGUAAAGUUGCAGAUUUAGCAGAGUUCAUUAGAGUUGCACAUCCAGAAAAGCAGUUUGUUACAGCUGCAGAGAAUACUUGUCUAUUUGUUAGUGGUAUUGUAGAGAAGUUAAAUACUCAUCGUGAAUUGUAUAAUGCAUUAAAACAUGUUGUGUACAAUGGAGAUACUCAAGAAACAUCUCUAGUGGAUAAACAUGUUGCAACAUUAUUCUUGUCUGAUUUUGAAUUAUGUGCUAUUCAUUUACCAGAGUCUAUAAGAGAAAAAGUUGUACAGUUGAAUUAUUAUACGUUACAAGUAGGCCAGAAAUUUAUGGCAGGUACUAGUAAUCCAAGAGCAGUAGAUGCUAAUUUUGUUCCACUUAAUGUAAGGCAAUAUUUCACACAGAAAGAUAAUAAAAUACAUGUUCAAGGACUUUAUGUAGAUUCUCCUAAUAAUCUUGUUAGAGAAACAGCAUAUCGUAUAUUUCUAUAUCCUGAUGAAGAACAAGAAUAUCUUCUACAAGAACUUUUGAACUCCAGACACAUUUUGGCUAAACUAUGUGGUUUCCCAUCCUAUGCUCACCGAGCUGUUAAAGGAAGUACUGUAGAAAGACCUGAAGUAAUAUAUGAAUUCCUUAAUAUUUUAAAUAAUAAUCUAAAACUUAGAGCAAUGCAAGAUUUUAAUGAGAUGCAAAAGAUGAAAGACGCUGAAUCGCCUGUAAAACAGAAAAUAAUGCCGUGGGAUACAGCAUAUUUCACAACAAAAGCAAAAAGGACUUGGUUGAAUAUGUCCAUUACUGAAUUUGCUCCAUAUUUUUCACUUGGUGCUUGCAUGGAUGGCAUUAACAUAUUAAUACAAGCAUUGUAUGGCAUUCGAUUGGAGUAUGUACCAGUUUUAUGUGGUGAAGUUUGGGCAAGCAAUGUACAUAAAAUUGCUGUAAUAGACGAAAAUGAAGAGGUUUUGGGUUAUAUAUACUGUGAUUUCUUUGAAAGAGAAGGGAAACCUAAUCAAGACUGUCACUUUACGAUUAGAGGUGGAAGGCAACUUCCAGAUGGAUCUUAUCAAAAUCCGAUAGUAGUAUUAAUGUUAUCAUUGCCAGUUCCAACAUGGUCAAAACCAUGUUUACUUACUCCUGCCUCUGUAGAAAAUUUAUUCCAUGAAAUGGGCCAUGCAUUACAUUCUAUGUUAGGUAGGACAAAAUACCAACAUGUAACUGGAACCAGAUGCAGCACAGAUUUUGCAGAGGUUCCAAGUGUUUUAAUGGAAUAUUUUGCAAGUGAUCCAAGAGUUGUAUCCACGUUUGCUAAACACUUCCAAACUUUGGAACAAAUACCAAUAACAUUAUUAGAUAAAUUAUAUGCCUCAAAGAACAUAUUUUGUGCUUCUGAAUUACAAAAUCAAAUAUAUUAUAGCAUGUUAGAUCAAGUUUAUCACAGUGCCCCAUUAGAAAAGCCAUCAACCGAAAUUUUAAAAGAAAUACAGGGUAAAUACUAUGAACUUCCUUAUGUCGAAAAUACAAUUUUAUUUGCAGGCAUGGCAAUUAAGAUUUUCUCAUCUAGUUGGAUAUGGUGCGAAAUAUUACUCCUAUUUAGUAUCUCGAGCAAUUGCUUCUUGGAUAUGGCAAACAUACUUUCAAGCAGAUCCCUUCAAUCGAACGGCAGGCGAUCGAUAUCGAAAGGAAUGUUUAGUACAUGGAGGUGGAAAACCGCCUUCUAAAUUAGUAUCUGACUUCUUGAAUAAGGAAGCUAGUGCUAGUAACUUCGCAAAAUCUUUGCUUUUCGAAAUCGACAUAAAAAUGGAGCAUGUAGAAAAAUUAAGAGGAUAAGAAGGCCGAUCGAAAAUAACAUUUAGAAAGGUAUCUUUUCAAAAAAUAAAAUAUUUAUAAACUAUUUUUAUAAAAGUAAAAUAAGAUUUUGUAAUAAAAUGCUUAUGAAGUAUGAUACAUUUAAAAUAAAUAUUUCGAUCAUAAUUCUAAAAACAUAAAUAAUUUUAUAAUAUGAUAUAUUAUCUUGUAAAUAAAAUGUAAAUAAUCAAUGUAUCAUGCAAAAAACAUAA
Molecule: messenger RNA, 2618 nt
Organism: Bombus huntii
Lineage: Eukaryota; Metazoa; Arthropoda; Insecta; Hymenoptera; Apidae
Product: mitochondrial intermediate peptidase
Exons: 11
Coding region: 291-2279 (662 amino acids)
Biological process (GO): peptide metabolic process
Cellular component (GO): mitochondrion
Molecular function (GO): metalloendopeptidase activity
Source: RefSeq, a predicted model, not a curated record